AUUUCCGGAUUUCCCUGAGUCAAUUUUCCCUCCAUGCUCCUACUUAUCCAUCGCUCACGUUUCAAGAUGGCUGAUUUUGGAGAUGAAGAUUUAUUUGCAGUUUUCGACAAUGUUGAGACGAACAAGAAAGAUGAGAAAGCAGCAGAAGUGAGAGAUGGAAGUGCUAAAGAUUCUGUUAAACGUAUUUUCCUACAACGUGGUGAGAAGCGUGGGCAUGAGGAGAGUAUAGAUGGUGUUUCACUCGAUGAUGGCGCUGAUGAGGGUGAUAAAUUGAAACGCGUCAAGAAACCAGACGAUGAAAGGUAUAGCAUUUUUAAAUUCCUUUGCUACUGUCAUUAUUUAUAUAUCAUAUAAAUAUCACCAUACAACUCCGUACAGGUUUGACACCAGAUCCCAAAUGUGUAAAAUGUGCUUAUGUAGUCAUGUUGGCGAGGCAGACGCAGACCGCCAGACCUAGGCUGCAUUCCCAAAAACCUGAUGCCGAAUCAGACUGCAUUCUUUGCAAAAUGCAUGCCGGAUGUAUAAAAUUAUCAAUGAAAUUGUCCUCUUCUUUCUUACCAAAGUGGACAUUUGCAUCCCAAGGUAAAAAGUUACAGUUCAAUGAAAUGGUUUAUUAGUGCAGAGGUCAUGUGACCUGGUUAUGCACUGUUGUGAGGACUCAACAUUCAAUCAAGUGGCUGAUCAAGGGAUAGAUGGAUCAAUAGACCAAACAAUCCUGGGGAAAGCUUGCAAAUGAUGUUGAAAUGAUUAUAAUCUUUAUUCUGAAUAGUUAAUCUGCUCCAGGAGCACUCUCUCACACCAGUGAUUUUCAGAGAGGUCUCGGAAAAGUUUACAUAUAUUCAUAAGUUAUAAGGUCCUAAUAUAAAUAUAUAGAUUACAAAGUCCUAAUACAUACAUAGAUCUACAGAUAAUUUAAUUAAGAUAAAAGUUCAGCUAGAAAGUUAUGCUUUAUUAAUUAAAGGCUUGAACACUAUUUGAAUUUCUAACAUAUUCACUAUAGGUUGUUACAUUCCUUAACGGCUUGAUACUUGAGCCUUUGCUUGCCCCAGUUUUUGCUUACUUUGGAAAGUCUAAGAUUAUCUUUGCUCCUACUAUUCUACUUAUAAAUAUUAGCAUUUAUCAAGAAAGCCAAGUUAUGCAAUGUUAAAUUAUUAAUAAGGCACUUAAGGUUACAUAGACAUCUAUGGUAUCGAUUGUGGUCCUCCUGCUGAAUCCAAACUGAAGAGCAUUCGUCGCUGAUGAGUACAAUGGUCUAUCUAAAAUUACUUUAGAGACUUAUUUUGUAAUAUUUUAAGGAGCUCGACCAUUAUUUCCACAUUAUCUCCCCAUUAUCUCUCCAAAUAAUAUCAGCAAAUGUUCUUCAGCUAUUAUGUUUUAUGGAACUUUGCAAUGUUCGGUCAACAACUAACUUCUGUAUUAUUAGGAAGCUGAUACUGAUUUCCAUGAUACUGCUAAAUGGAAUACAAAACUUUGGGGUUUGAGACUGGUGUGCACUGAAAACAGUGUUGUAAAUACUUGUUACUAUUAAAGCAAUAUGUUACUAAUUAUUUUUUGAGUAAUUGUUUGGUAAUCAAUAGACAACUUGCAUGUUAGACUAAUAUUUGAUCUAGGAAAAAAACUUAUUAAAAUUAGUAAAAUUGCAAAAUUUGGUUACAAAAUGUUGUAAAAUACAGAAAAUAUAGCCUUGCAAACUUUGCAUAUUUUGUUAACAAUUUCCGCACAUAAUACAAACAUAUACAAAAUUUGAAAACUUUGCAAGGCUAUAUUUUCCUAGCCUGCUCACAGCCCGAAAUUUCGUUCAAAGGCAAAUUUCCUCUUCACAUUUUUGAGUGGGGGCUGCGGGCUAUAUUUUCCAAGCUUUACAACAUUUCAUAACCACAUUUUGCAAUUUUACUAAUUUCAUUAUGUUUGUUUUAGCUGAGGUGUUUGAUUCCCUUCUCUUUACUUCUAAGAUUAAAAUUUAAUUUAAGGUGUAAGUUGUUCAUUAAUUACUUGUACAAAAGUAAUUCUGUAACAUAAAUUAUUUACUUUUUUAAAGAAACAAGUAACAUUUUGAAGAAAGUACAUGUAAUUUGCAAUACUUCUAGUUCUGUGUGCUUUUAAAUUUUUUUCGAAUGGCAUUGAAGUUAAAUGUCUGUGGAGGGUUAGGACUGGUUAUGCAGCUGCACAGAAAUUUCCCUACUCCAAUUAAGUAACAAAUUCAAUGCAGUUGAACUAUACAACUUUUUUUGUAUGUUGCUUAUGUGCACUUUGAUAUAAUUGUAGCAAUUCAAUAUUAGUAGUGCCUAGUAAGUAAAAAUUAAUCUGACAAAUAAUUAGUAAUCAAAAUGAAAAUUUGUUUCCAGAUUUCAGAAACUUUUGCCCAGAUUUUCCCUUAAUUCUUCAGGACUGGAAUAUUUCAAAGGUGUCUCGAUCUUCCUCAGCUAGAUGUGAAACUGAAACGUAAAUAAAGUUUUUGAUUGAUUGAAAACCUGUCAUGGAUAUUAAAUUAAUUCAGUAUUUAUUUUUAAAUGAUGUAUUGUAGUUCUAUACUUGAAUCAGUUCCUGUUGUUGAAAUCAUUACUGUGGACACUUUUGAAGCUUGUACUCAUGAGGUAAGGAAGUAUAUUUGCGUUAACCAUUGAGCGCGCUUUCCUCUUGACAGGAGAAAUUUCCCGGAAUUUGGCAGUGAGAGCAUUAGGGUACAAUGCAACUUAAUGGUUAAUUACUGUAGACACAUGGGCAGAUAGUCUUAUUAAUCUACUCAGUGCCAGCACUCUCCCCUUGAUGAGUAAAAUUGUCAGCGUUCAGACAGUGAGACCAAAAUGGAGCAGCUGAGAAAAUGGUAAAUAGGGAUGAUUAGGGCGCAAUGCAACUUAAUGGGUUAAAAACAUAUAGAAAACGAUGUAAAUGUACAGCCAUUGUUACUACAUUAUAUAUGUAACAAGUUUUAAUUAAACACAUUUAUUAAAUGUCUGCAAGCUGGUUAAAUGGUUAAAAACCUUGUAUCUAAGUGAACAAGUACGAUCGUACUAUAGUGGACCAGAAACUGCGUGACCCAGUUUCGAUCUUGUGCAAAUCGUUAAAUGUUCAAAACCUUCGAGAUUUUGACUUGAUAAACAAAUAACUAGACACUUGUAAAACUAAUGUUCUCGAAGUUGGCAACGUAGACUGAGUUCGCUAAAUGUUUUGCUUUAAUUUGGUCAUGCAAGAUAUACUUUAUCCGGGCAAAAAUAUGUGUCUGGUCAUGCCGUGUAUAAAUGAGUGUAAAUCAGGACAGAUAACUAAAUGCGCAGUUUUCAAAAGUGUAUACACGCAUUCGAAUUUCCCACAAUAUUAAGACUAAACAUGCCGUGCCUAAAUUUAACUUUUGCCGUAACAAAUUUUGCCGUGCCGUGCCUGCCAUUGCAAAAUAUUGCAGCUGCAGUCGUGCACGUGCCGUGUAAACAGGACUUAAGUUAAAGGUAACAAGUUAUCUGAAUUGUUGCUAUAGGUUAAUGCAGUUCAUUUCGCUUAGUCUUGGCUGCAUAACUACAUACUUGUGCUAAAAACAAAUUGACAUGUCUUUGUUUUUUACGGUUCGCGAUUUUCCGGCUAUGACUAUGAAUAUUAUAUGAAAGCCAGAUAGGAGUAUAUUACUCUUCUGCGCUUUGGGAAACUAAGCCAGCGUGCAUGUUAAAUUAAUUAAUCGUUAUAAUUAGUCGUCCACAUUCUUGAGAAGCUUUAGAUUAUUGUGAUUGUGUUCACAACGAACAAUAGAGAAGACAAUGUCUUUCUUAUCAUUUGCGUUUGCUGAUAUACUUGCUGAAUAUUAAUGAUAUGCAGUGGCGUAGCUAGCGAAAUUCGACAGGUCCUGCUCUAAAACUCACACAUUCUAGGGGGGUCCGGGGGCAUGGUCCCCCCGGAAAAUUUUUAAUUUUAGAAGUCUGGAAUGGCCAUUUCCUGCGAUUUCACGGCAAAAUACUCCAAAGGGAGCAUAAAAAAAUUAGAAAAAUUCAAAAAAUAAAUCACUUUUUGACUAUAUAUUUUUCAACUUAAAAAUUUAGCUAAAUAUAGUCAAGUCGGUGUAAGAGGAAAAUAUCAUGUUUUCAAUACACGUCUGUAAUAUGAUCUUUCAGUUGGUCAACGCGGAAUUGCGUAACUGAACAAUUGUUGUAGUGCCUGUUGAAUAUACAACACUACAAUGACUACAUAUACGGCUAGCAUUCGAUAAAAAAUUACUACGUUUGGUUAGUAAUGUUUAAUAAACCAUAUUAAAAGGAGUGGUAUCAACUACGAACCACUACGCUUGGUACUCCGUACUCUGAUUGUAUAAUUCAGUACGCUAUGCCUAUGGCUAUGGUAUUUAAAUAUAAUAAAAUUGCCGUAGCGUACUAGCGUUUAAAGUAAAUAUAGUGUAUUAAAAUGCGGCCAAAUAUCUACAUAAAUAACAUAAACUUUGUAAAUCUAAAUGGUAGCUAUAUUAUUUCCAUAUAAGCGCUCGUGUUUCAUGCCUCGUUUCAUGCAAUGCAUAAAGCAGAUGAACUGGCAAAUAUAAAUACGUUCAUACUUUAUAUCAAAAUACGACACAAAAUACACGAUCGAGUCUGUUGACAUGCAUUUCGUGAGCUAAAAUAUCUUAGCAGGAGCCAGAAAUUAUAUCCAAAUCACAAUGGGCUUCCACGCUGGUUGAUUUCCAUAUUCAUCACUUGAGGAAUCUUGACAGAGUUAGUAAAAAGUGGGUUUAAUCACGCGAAAAGCUCGCAAGUAAAGACAAUACAAGGCCAAGUUCUGCCAUUUCGAGAGAGCAGGACUUCGCAUCAGGGCUGCCACUCUCCGUUCCCUAUUUUCACCUAUGGCGGGCACUGAAAUCCCCUACGUUUCCCCUACAGCACGAUAUGCAAUUGUCCCCAAUGUUCCCCUACGUUCCCCUACAAAUAUUGUAUUUUCCCUACUAAUAUUGUAUAUUUGUAGGGAAAAUACACUGGGCUGUAUAAUAACUGGAGGACCUGCUCUUAUACUUACUACACAAUAGAGAGUUAAGCUUCACGUUCAACGACGAACGUCAGGCAAAGAAAAAUUCUACGAUAAAAAGCGAUAAAAAGUAAAUGGGCUUGUUGUUUCAUAUGAAGGAAAAUAUGACACGCAGAAAUCGAACGACUUUAUGCCAAGAAAAGUCGGCCUUGCCGUUUGGCGCUCCCGCAAACGUGAAGCUCAAACUCCCUAUUACUCUAAAACCCGAGCAAAAUUGCAAAAAUCUAAAGUUUUUUCAAAUAACCAGGGGGUGUGGAAAUUGUAGCGGGCUCAAAUCCGAGCCUGGUCAGUGGUGAGAAUUACGGACCAGUUGUCAUGGAAAUGCCGUAAGCAAAGGCCAAAAUCCGCCAUGUUUUUGGCUGCACUUUUUUCGCGUGAAGGUUCUCCUGGGAAAAUACAAUAUCACUCAUCACCAUACUCAUCACAUGAUAUUUCAGUGCUUCCACAUUCAAAUUUAAAUUUCUAGUUUCCAUAAAAAACCUGCAGUUCCAUACAAUGUUCCAUACUCCAUAGAAGCCAUAAAAUAUUGAAAUUUACGGAAGAACUGAUUUGGAUAAUCACAAAAAGAGAAAUGCGACUUUUGUAGGUAAACCGUAAAAGAAACCCCCUACGUUCCCCUACAAAUUACCAUUUUCCCCGUAGGUAUUCCCUACUCCCUACAAGAGGUGAUAAUCCCCUACUGUAGGGGAAUCCCCCUACGAGUGGCAGCCUUGCUUCGCAUUUGUAAACAGCCGAUUUGAGCAUGCGCAGAUCUAAUUAUCCAAUCAGAAACCAAGAUUUCUUGUAUGAAUUUACUAUGAAAUAUACUAGCAAGUCCUGCCAUUUGAAAAUGGCAGGACCGAAACACGAGCGCGUGUAAAGCAAUAUAUUGCCCAGAAAUGAGCUUUUAUAGAGCUGCAGUUGCUAGGUAACAGACACGACAAGCUGUAAAAUUGCGUAAAUGUAAUAGAAUACGGAAAACUUUUAAAAAAUAAUAACGAAAAUACGAGAAAAUUAUACAAAAUAACAGUAUGAUAAUAAUAUAUUUUUAAAGCUUCAAGAUAAAUAAAGUAAUGUUUUAGUAAGGAAAUUUGGCGAAUUUUUUAGUCCUGCUGGGCAGGACAAGCAGGACCGCUAGCUACGCCACUGAUGAUAUGUGUAUAAUAUUUGCUACGAAAACAGACAAAAAUUGCUUGUAUUUCGCUUCUAAAGUCAAAAAUGAAAAAUCGAACACCGUCAAUCGAUGCGGAAUAUUGCUUAGAAUAAUUGUGUCAACUUUCAUUCCGAUCGGACAAGAAAUGACGGAGCCUUAGGGUUUUUUCAAAGAGCGUCGCCCCCUAACAACAACAACAACAACAACAACAACAACAACAACAACAACAACAACAACAACAACAACAACAAGAUUAGCAGUGAUUGGGGACCAGUUCCUGGUCCAAAAAUUGUGCAACCUAGAUUUUUAUAUUUACAAUUUUUUUGUUUUCAAAUAUACUGUGAAGGUAUUUGUCCACGGGUUCUCUGGUUUACUCCCCUUGCUGAAAACUAAACCUUCCACCUUAGAUGUGCUUUGUAACCAGAUAUUGGUCGUAGUUAGUCAGACUGUGUGAACGUCAUUGGCAAGGCCCCUAACUUUACAUUGCCGCUAAUGCAACAUACAUUUUCUUCCAUCAGGUUGCAGUCCCACAAGGUGUUACAUAUACUGAACUACAAGUUCCUACAACAAAACCAGCCAAGGUACCUUUCAGUAGAUCACUUUCAAAUACCGGUAAUGUCCCUGCAAAUGCCGGUUGUCAAACAGGGGUUAAAAUUUACAGUACAUUUGCUUCAACUAUAGACAACCAGAAUAAGUUUACUAUUUAACAAUUAUUCGCCGAAGGCGAGGCGAAUAAUUGUUUUAGUAUUUUUACACAAGCUUUUGUGUUUUUUGAGACUGAAUUUAUUUAAUUUCGCUUAUUUCUUUGUCAGUAUAAAACUUCCACAAAACGCGGGUAGCCGCCAUUUUGAAAAUUUCUGUUUUGUUAUAUUCACCUGUAGGUGAAUAUAACAGCUUAUUACGUCAAACCAAUCAACCUGUAGGAUUUGUUAUGUUCCCUUGUACAAAAAUACUAAUACUAUUUACUGAUGAUACUAUUUACUGAUGUCUCUGACGCCUGUUCACAGGCUAGUGUCUCUGAUAAUUGUGUUGUAAGUCGCACAACCUCUGAACUGAAGAUCAGCAAACAAACACAGCAAACAUCUACCAAACAACAAGAAUCUACAGCUAUCAAAUUCACGUGCAAAAAUUCACGUGAUAGUAAAAUGAUCCUCAAUAAUGUAGCAGUGAUAUUAUAAAUUGACACUAACCACAAUUUUUUCUACUAUAUACAAACGGAAUACCGAGAUCAUGAAGUUUAUACUAUUGUGUCAGGCAUUUUACUAAUUACUAUAUACAGAAUAGCGUAAAUUUCGACCCCUGUAAUAGUGUAUAUCGAGUUGUGUUGAUGGAGGCAAAUAAAUAGAAUAGAGAGAUGUAAGUGUAUUGGCUAAGCAGCCCUCGAAAACGAGGUCGGCAUUCGGCAAUUGCCGAUCUAAAUGUCGACCUAUCAACCUCCCUGCAGGUUUGCCGACCUUAAUUCAGUCAAAGUAAGAAUUUUUUGGUGCUGAUAUAUAGCUGUUAAAAAGUCAGCGAUUAUAGAAUAUGAUUCGUAGUUCGAUUAACUGAACACACUUCGGUGUAAGGUUUAAAAAUUGACGGGUUCUAAAUGAGUAAUUUAGGUAAGACUCCAAAUGAAAAGCCGUCGUGUUACUGUAGUUCGCGUUUCCGCAGAAAACGGCAUGCUUUAUAUUCCGAUUUCAAUGAUUCGUAAAUACGUGAUUACUAGUGCUCCAAGACAUGGAAACAGAUUUUAAAAAAUGCCGACCUAGGUCAGAUUCAGACUUCCUAUAAAGCCCCCUUCAAAUGUAAUCAUUAUUUCUAGGAAUAUCCAUUUGUUCUUGAUCCUUUUCAAAAAGAAGCUUUGAGCUGUAUAGAGAAUACUCAGUCAGUGCUGGUCUCUGCUCACACCUCGGCUGGAAAAACUGUUGUGGCUGAGUAAGUCAAUAUACUUACAGUAUGGAUUUUGUAUUGCUUAAUAUAAUACCGUAUAACAGGGUGCCCCCAAACAUGUCCCAACCAUAUUUUGUGGUAUUAAGGUCGAUUUAUACUACACUGACAACUUUUGCCAAGAAGGAGGAAUUUCGUUCUCGACCAAUCGAUACAUUUGUUGACAUUUUCGCUCUAAGCCAAUCAGAAUGCGUAAUUGGUUACUACUUCCGGUAAAAACAGACAUUUGAACAGAAAAUAUAGGGUCUUAAAUAAAGUUUCGAGGGGAUUUUUAAUUUGUCAGGAUUUUUAAUUUUUUGAUUGGAUUCAACGUGACAAGGCAAAAUAAGAAAUUUUCUAAAAAUUCGCCGCUUGGAUUUGCGUUUUAUUACUUAGUUUUAAAGUUAUCGGCAUUCGAACAGCGGCGUAUAAAAAGCGCGAAAUAAAACGCAAAUCCCAGCGGUAAAUUUUAGAAAAUUUCUUAUUUUACCUUGUCACGUUGAAUCCAAUCAAAACACUAAAAAUCCUGACCCCCUCGAAGCUUUAUUUAAAGACCCUAUAUUUUCUGUCCCAAUGUAUGUUUUUCCCGGAAGUGGGCUUUUUGUGCUCGCAAUGCUCGCAGGGAAACUACCUACAAUAACCAAUUACGCAUUCUGAUUGGGGUAGGCUCGCAGUAGCUCGGAAGAGUGAUUUUCAUUGGCUCGAUUUGACAAUUGCUUUUGUGUUUAUAACAAUGAAUUGCUUCGUUCUUUAGAAAACCCCCAUCCAAUUGGAGUCGACCUUCCGAGGCACUGCGAGGCUUCCCUCUGAUUGGCUUAGAGCUAAAUUAGUAAAUUGUCAACAAAUGCGCUGAUUGGUCAAGAACGAAAUCCCCCCUUGUUACUUUUGCCUACAACUGUCACAUGCAACCUGCUUACAACCUGAGUUGUACUGUGUAAAUCAAGCACACAACUUACCUACGACAACGUAGGCAAAAGUUGUGUAGUGUAAAUCGGCCUUUAGAACAUUGGCCGUAAUAAAGAGGUGACCGUAUGCACGGGGUGGACGUAAGGCGGGAUGCCACUGUAUAGGAGUUAGUUCCCCAGGGAUAGUGCUGCUACUCAGCUGUUUAAUGACUCAAUGUGAGUGAAUGUGCAGAAACCUGUGCAGAAUAAAUUAACAUAAAAUCCAUUCAAAUUGUAUUUAUAAAAUAACCAAAUGAGUAAAUAGACAGCAUUUGGUUUUGUGUAAUUUGUAUAUUUGUUGAGGUAAUUAGUGCGAUCAUGGAUAAUAAAAUAAAUGGAUAGGAAACUAGCUGACGUGACCUAAUGUUUUCAAUGGCCUGAUGGCGUGAUUGGAUGUUGAAACCUAGUUGCAAACAAAAUUCUCAAAAACUGCAUGUUUAGCAAUAAUACAGCUAAACAUUUUAGUCAAAGAGCAAAUAAAUAUAACUACACCAUUCUACGAUGAAAUCUCUAAGUAUUCCCAGUCAAUUUUAGCAAAUAUUUCAAGCACUAAACAGGGAAAAUGCAUCGCAAAUUUCGUUAAAAUUGGCGACGCCAAUUUCGUAGCUACAAAUGUAAAAAAAUACAAAACAAAGACGAAAAACAUUUACCUUGAAUACUUUGUCGUGGCUUAGGCAUGUUUUUAAAACAAUUAGACCAGUUUAUGCUUCAAUAUUAUCAGAAUGUUAGGGUUUGUAAUCCAAGUGAGAAUAUAUACAUUUUAAGACGUAACCAGGAACGACUGCGAAAAAUGCAGCACAAGGUCCUCUGGUAGGAAUUGAACCUACGGUCCUGCGAUUCCGGUGCAGCGCUCUAACCAACUGAGCUACAGAGGCCAGCUGUUGAGCUGUAACCGUAAGUUCAUGUAUAUAUAGGUAAUCGGGUGUGCGGAUGCUUCAAUAUUACUCUUUUAAAGCGGAAAAUAUAGCGAAACAACAAAAAUGCUGAGAACUUUGGCAAUACGCGUGACGUCACAGAUUGCAACUAGGUUUAGACUGUGACGUCAGGAAGUUUCCUAUCCAGUUAUUUUACAAUCCAUGGUGCUAUAUAAAGGUAGAAAGGUUUAAACUUUUCCGUCUGUAUACGUAGUACCUAAACACCCAACUGGAAUGCAGCAUAUAGUAAAUAUAUUUAGAGUUUUAUAUAAUCUCAAGGAAGGUGUUAUUGGAGAAAUAUGUAUUUGCCUUGUGAUGCUGGUCGAAAUGAGAGUUACUGUCUAUAUUAUAACAUAUACUGACUGCGCAAGGUGAAUGUUUAGCAAUGAAAUUUAUAUCUAUAUUGUAUUUUUAUUUCAGAUAUGCAAUAGCUUUGUCUUUGAGAAAUAAACAACGAGUGAUUUAUACAACACCAAUUAAGGUUUGUAAAUCUUACUGUACUCAGUACAUAGACAAGAAAAACACUCUAUUCCGAGUGAAACUACACUUACAACGAAGCACCUUAAAUUUUGAGAUUGCUCUGAUAGGUGUGCAGAUAUUUGGCACAUCUGCAUUGUUUUGACUCAUGAUACAUUCAGAAAGCACGUUCAAAACAUUUGUUUGAUUUGAGAUAUAGCAAUGUUUGCGAGAGGUCCUAUGUACUGUAAUUAGUAUAACCGCAUAAACAAUAUCAUGAAUUUCGAACCUGAUAUGGACAAUGAACAGCGCAACAGUACCUUGGCCUUGGUUCAACUUAUGAUUUAGAGGUCUGGUCAACAACUCGGAGAUUUUGCAUUGAGUUUAUUGAGUUUCUCACUCGUUGGUGAGCGGAUUUCCAAACAGGUUAUUGCCCAAUUGAUAGGGCAUCCGAGGUACCUACGAUUUAACGUACUUAUCCGACAAGACGCAAAGGUCUAACCCUGGCAAUGUAAGUGUAGCUCUUUCUCGUCAAUUUAAGACCUUGAGUAGAGGUCCGACCAAGGAUUGAACCUUGGACCCCAGCUUGACCCACAACAUCACAAGUGCUGGACUGCUGGUUUAUAUGUUUCCAUUCCCACAGGCUCUGAGUACUAUAUGCAUGUGGCCAGACCUUGUUUGAACUCCCCCACUGUUACAGGGUUGGUGUAAUAUACGACAACUCUGAGAUUUUAUGUACAAUGUUUGCAUUCCCACAGGCUCUGAGUAUUGUAUGUGGCCAGACCUUGUUUGAACUCCCUCACUUUUAAAGGGUUGGUGUAAUAUACAACAACUCUGAGAUUUUAUAUGUAAAAUGUCUCCAUUCCCACAGGCUCUGAGUAUUGUAUGUACCCAGACCUUGUUUGAACUCCCCCACUGUUAAAGGGUUGGUGUAAUAUACGACAACUCUGAGAUUUUAUAUGUAAAAUGUCUCCAUUCCCACAGGCUCUGAGUAUUGUAUGUACCCAGACCUUGUUUGAACUCCCCCACUGUUAAAGGGUUGGUGUAAUAUACGACAACUCUGAGAUUUUAUAUGUAAAAUGUCUCCAUUCCCACAGGCUCUGAGUAUUGUAUGUACCCAGACCUUGUUUGAACUCCCCCACUGUUAAAGGGUUGGUGUAAUAUACGACAACUCUGAGAUUUUAUAUGUAAAAUGUCUCCAUUCCCACAGGCUCUGAGUAUUGUAUGUACCCAGACCUUGUUUGAACUCCCCCACUGUUAAAGGGUUGGUGUAAUAUACGACAACUCUGAGAUUUUAUAUGUAAAAUGUCUCCAUUCCCACAGGCUCUGAGUAUUGUAUGUAGCCAGACCUUGUUUGAACUCCCCCACUGUUAAAGGGUUGGUGUAAUAUACGACAACUCUGAGAUUUUAUGUAAAAUGUCUCCAUUCCCACAGGCUCUGAGUAUUGGAUGUGGCCAGACCUUGUUUGAACUCCCUCACUUUUAGAGGGUUGGUGUAAUAUACGACAACUCUGAGAUUUUAUGUACAAUGUUUGCAUUCCCACAGGCUCUGAGACUUCUGAGUAUUGUAUGUAGCCAGACCUUGUUUGAACUCCCUCACUUUUAGAGGGUUGGUGUAAUAUACGACAACUCUGAGAUUUUAUAUAUGUACAAUGUUUGCAUUCCCACAGGCUCUGAGAAUUGUAUGUGGCCAGACCUUGUUUGAACUCCCUCACUUUUAAAGGGUUGGUGUAAUAUACGACAACUCUGAGAUUUUAUGUAAAAUGUCUCCAUUCCCACAGGCUCUGAGUAACCAGAAAUAUCGUGAGCUGUAUGAAGAGUUCCAGGAUGUUGGUCUAAUGACAGGUGACGUCACAAUCAACCCAAGUGCGAGUGCCUUGGUCAUGACGACUGAGGUAGACCAUGGAUUUCAUUAAAAUUCUGUCAAAUUAGUUUGUGUUUAUACACACGGAGAUGCUUUGUAGUUUAGUUUGUAACUAAACUUUUGUAAUUAAACUUUUGUAUUUGAAAUAUUUUAUAGAUCUUAAGAAGUAUGUUAUACCGUGGUUCAGAGGUACAUAAUAAUGCUUCUCGUUUCAUUUCGCCUAGAUAAGCAUUCUAUUUUUUUAAGAGGAAUCUCGUUCGAUAGUGUUUCACUUGUCUUCAGCAUUGUACUGUAGGAAUGAUAACUUGGAAUAUUACCUGGCUUUGUUCGCCGUUGUAUAAAUGUAGUGGGAUUUUCCCAGAGGGAUUUUCCCGUGUUGAGUGUUGGCAUGCAUAUAGUAUUUUUCAGUGUCUCAAUAGUUCUGGGAAUAGUUUAGUCGUCAAAGCACUAAUAGGUUAAACCGGUUUCAAUUCCUGGUUGAGGUAUUCAGAAAUCCACUCUCCACCACGUGUUUCAUUUGAACACCACAAGUUGUUAUACCUACAUUCACUGCUGACGACACCACGUUGCACUGUCAUUCUGGCUUGCCUAUAUUGCUGGAUUGCCAAUACCGCGUUGAGUGCGGGCUUAGAAAAUAUUUCUGUGUGUCUCAAAGCCAAAGGGUAUCGCAGUAGUCCAUAUAGUCAAAGCUAGUUAGUACGUUAAACCAAGAAACCAUGCAGCUGAUUUAGAAAAUAUUUUUUAACAAACUUCAUUUGGGCAUCACAACUUACCGUUAAAAUGAGACGAUAUUCUUCGUAAUGAUUACGUUGCACUAAUUUGUUUUUAGAUUUUUAAGUAUUUUUCAGUUUAUUUAUAUUUGUAGGUUAUGAGAGAAGUGGCGUGGGUAGUUUUUGAUGAGAUUCAUUACAUGAGAGACAAGGGUAGGUUUACAAUAUGUCAAUGUUAUACGACAGACAUAUUUCGGGACUGUUGGUGGUACAUUGGGUUAAUAUAUAUGUUGCAUUUACUUUUCGUAUUUGUGACCGUCCUUCCAUCCAUCGUAGUCGCACGUGAGAAAAAUGUUUCCAUUUUAAACCAAACUGGUUUUUUCCUGGUAGGAAUAGUGUUACAACGGAAGAACUGCGGGAGAACAGUUUGAAACUGAUAGAGCUAUCCAUGCAGUAUAACUAAAGUUAGUUUAGGUUUCCUCCAGUAUAACACUGGACCAACAACGGAUGAGCCUUAUUUGACCUCUAGAGAUAAAUUUCGUUUGCUCAUACUCCUAGGAAGUACUGAAAAUAGUCACGUUUAAUGUUAUUGUUGUUGUUGUUGUGUCUAUAGAGUUUAGGAGGAACAGAUUGGAAAAAAGUUGUAACUUUAUCUGUUUAUCCUCAAUAAAUAAAAUAAAACUGUUAUUAUACCAGUUUAGAACUGAUAGAAGUUUUAUAUAUAAAGACGUGAAGUUGUGUCUCAGAACUUUUUACAACUUCGCUAGUGUGCAAUGUUUUAGUGUUUCUUUCGAAACGUUUUUUGUUAAUUGCGAUCAAUAAAGUUUGGCGGGUCUUUGUUUGACGUGAUGUGAAGUACAACAACCUUACUGCAACUUGCAACAGUAAAAACUGUUCAACGAACAUUAAGGAGACAUAUUUACACUUGUUGUUUGCCUCGUGUUGCCUACUGUUUUGUAACUUAUAUCUGGGUAUUCACGGGCCUUCAAAAUCCUGCAAAGUUCUUGAAUUUGAAAAAAAAUAAAACCAGGCGUGGAAAGUCCUUGAAAAUUAGUGCAGGUCCUUAGAAGUCCUGGAAUUUCUUUCCAGCUGUGCUGAUAAUACUUGGACAUUAUUUGGACUGUUGAUCUUGAAUAAAUAUUAGUGUUAAUUUUAAAAAGCGAAAUGUGUGCCAUUUUCAAAGAUUUUCCCAGUUUUAUGUCCUUGAAUUCACUGAAAAACGUCCUUGGAAGUCCGGAGAAAUUCCUUGAAUUUCAUCUUCGCUAAAGGGUGGAAACCCUGUUUUAUCUAAACGUGUUUAUUUAACAUGUGUUGAAAAAUCAGCAAGUUGCAGCGACUUUAUUGCUGACAGUGUAUGUUACAUGACGUUUUGUUUAGUACCAAACUAACACCAAACUUUUCAUUUCCUAGAACGUGGUGUCGUAUGGGAAGAGACAAUUAUUUUAUUACCAGAUAAUGUUCAUUAUGUGUUUCUUUCUGCGACAAUUCCGAACGCUAGUCAGUUCGCAGGAUGGAUAGCACAUCUUCAUAAACAGGUUUGUAACUUUUUCAUGAAGCAAGUUGGAGAACACCGAAGCUUUUUGUGCCUAUACCAUAUUUAUCCUGACAUGAUCUCAUAAUCAGUCUGUGUGGUUUAUUUUCCUAUUGAGAUUAGAUCAUAACUAGGGUUAGAUUAGUUUAAGUGUUAGAAUGUACAAUCUUGGGCAUAACUUAUACAAAAUUUGCAUACCCCUAAUGAUAAAUUCCCUGUAAAGUCAUCAUGUGCUUCCUAAGCUCCCACUGCCCACAACUCGAUGUUGCAUUAGCUUGUGUCAUGGUAAACUACCAACAGUUCUUUCGAAGUUGUUCACAAACUAGAACUGGGGGAGAGAGAGAAGGUGACGAACUUCGUUUUGUCAAUCUACGUUAACCUUGCAAUAUUGGGAGGAGCGGUCUCAUGGGUUAUGUCCAAGAUUAAGAUUAAGUGUUAGAAUGUGGGUUUUAAAGGAUUUGGAUUGCAAAGAUUAGGAAUAGUUUGAGAAUAAGAAAUUUCUGUAUUUAAUUUGUGGUGACAACAUGAAAACCCAAUCUUUCAGUCAUGUCUUAUUGUAUGUUAUAUUUGAUUGUUAGCCGUGUCAUGUGGUGUAUACAGAAUUCCGUCCUACUCCAUUACAACAUUAUAUCUACCCAGCUGGUGGUGAUGGCUUGUUCCUGGUUGUUGAUGAGACAGUAAGUUUUUAAAUAUUGAAUUACUGUACGAUAUGCCCCAUUCAUACCACAGACGGAGUCGACGGACGCUUUAUCAGUCUAUUCAGGCGAAAUAUGUAGACAAUCUAGCACGAUCUAUUCUAACUUCAUCUAUCGCUGGCGAGUUGCGGGUGUGAUUCCCACCGUGGUCAGGCAAACUUUUCAGCCUGCCCGGUGUGGAUAUACACUCAGAGUAACAUCCAAAACAUUACGAAGACAAGUCUCACUAAUAGCCACCUUAAAAGCAUGUAGGACGGGAACGCGACGGCAAACAAACUCGUUGAAGCAAAUGAUUGCAGAAGAAAACUUGUUGUCAGUUAUCCAUCGUAUGAAAAUAAUACUUUUUAAGGAUUGAGGUUAACACAGGGUUUGAUUGAGAAAAGUUCUGUAGGACCCAAUUUUAAAUAGCAGUUUUCCCAGCUUGAAAUGUAAGCGUUGUAUACAAGACGUGAUAAUCUGUAUUUUGCCGUUGUAAACAGAGAGAUGGCGACGUCUAAAACUUUCUUUCUAGCCGUCCUCGUUGCACUUUCGUCCAGCUUAAUAAAAGUAGUUCUUUGUAAUUAUCAAAGAGAAAAAGUUAAAGCUGUUUGUUGUCACGUACUAGAUUAAGCCUUGCUUAAGUUCCCUAUAAUACAGACUAACUACACAGAUCAUUGGUCUUGAUGGAUGAUCCGGCUGUUUUUCGCUUUUAUACACAAACGAAUGAUGAGACCAACGACGUUUUCGUUGCCUAAGUUUGUGCAAAGAGUCAUCCGCCUCUAGCAGAAAUCAGGCAAUAAAUAGAUACGUACUUAAGGGAAAAUGGUAACUUGAAGUGAGUCAACUGUGCUUCAAUUGUUCUUCGAGCGACGUUUUGCGUAUCCAAAUCACAUUGCAGUUCCAUCAUGGCUAUUUUUAAACACCAAUGGACGAUGGAACAGUUGAAUAUUUGAUAUGCAUAUUUCAAAAUAUUCAAUCUCAGUUACAUACUGUGAUUCAACUACAACUUUAUCCCGACGCAGAUCACGUCAUGCGCAGUGGACACUACAAAUUUGUCUUUCCGAAAUUUUGCCUAAGGAAUAUUUUGCGUUCUAUAGCUAUAUAGGUAAUCUCUCACAGGUAUCGAUAUUUAUUUCAGGGAAAUUUUAGAGAGGAUAAUUUCCAGAAAUCAAUGGCCGUGAUUCAGGAGGGACCUGGGUCGGGACAGCAAAGAGGAAGGAAGGGAGGAACUAAAGGUAACGAGUGACGUCAUUCGCCUAAACAUCGCGCGUACGAUGGAAUAUUUGAAAAAUUAGUAUGCACAGCAUUUGGCCACUCCAAUAUGAUCAAAGCAAUGUUUCUAAAUGUCAAAUCACAAUAUCCUUUCCAAACAUAUAGUCUUGUGAAUGUAGUCUUGUGAUCACCGAGCCUAAGGUGACUAAUUGUUUUAGUAUAAAUUCAGUAUUGAAAAAUAAUAAUAUAUACAAACGUUGUAAUAUACAAUUACUUUAUGGUUUCCGUGUUUGGAUGGCCUGAUCCAAACACGCGGGAAUGUUGCGAGAGUUAAGAAAAGCGAGCGAAAUCACGAGCCGAAGGCGAGUGAUUUUGCCCGCUUUUCUUAACUCGAGCAACAUUUCCAAGUGUUUGGAUCAGUCCAUCCAAACACGGAAACCAUAAAGUAAUUGUUUUAUAAAAUAACAACAACACGAUAGUCUUCCGUGUUUGGAUGGCCUGAUCCAAACACGGCUUUUGACCAAUCAGAACACGCGUUAUAUACAUGUUAUUUUAUAAAUAUAAUUUACGUCACUCUUCCGCUUUUGAGUCAAACGAAUCCAGCCAACGGAAUCUUGUCGCCCGAUUCUGUUAUUUUCCGGUUUGAAAUUGCCAAAUAAAUUGUUUUAGGCAUCUAAAAGGUGCUUUUGUCUUUCGGAAAUAGGUUAACACCAUAUAUUGUUGCUUCUUUUGCUUUUAGAAGAAUAGUAUGUGCUUUAAUUUCUUCAACUUUUUCUUCGAUGAUUUGUUUUGAAAGCAAUAGUUACUGCUCAGAGCAGUCUGAGAAGUAACUAUUGCCUCAGAGUUACUGCUAAGGGAGCCAAUCAGAACGCUUGAAAUCCAUUUUUCAAUACUGAAAUUUUACUAUUUACACAUGUCCUGGAACAUUAAUUAGGACGAGGAAUAAAACGUACUUUGAUGGGUAUCUUUUCACUCCGUCAAUACUGUGUAAUUGUUAAAUGUUAACUGCAUGUGGGUCAAACGUCAGCUUUUUUUUCUGUUUAAAAUCACCCUCCUGGAGAUAGUCUUUUCUCUAAACGGUGCAUGUCGGUGUCUAGAAAUGGGUUCGAAAUAGAUCUUAACAGUUUAUAUAUACUACUUGUUUUGUAUUUCAGGCCCUUCAAACACGUUUAAGAUCGUCAAGAUGAUCAUGGAGAGAAAAUUUCAACCUGUGAUUGUGUUCAGUUUCAGUAAGAAAGAAUGCGAGGCUUAUGCUCUGCAGAUGUCCAAGUUAGACUUUAAUACAGGUGGGAGGCUAGACUUUAAUACAGUUGUACUUUAUAUGGUUUAAUUCCUCCUUUGCUAUCAGUAAGGUAGUCUAAUUAUUGUGUUCUGCAGAUGUGCAAGUUACACUUCAAUACAAGUGGGAUAAAUGA
Messenger RNA from Paramuricea clavata, 17751 nucleotides. The record is from the annotation of a GenBank genome assembly. Lineage: Eukaryota; Metazoa; Cnidaria; Anthozoa; Malacalcyonacea; Plexauridae.